GUGCCGCCUAUGACAUGCAUGGCCCACCUGGCGUUCUCUCUCUAGUCUGUCCCUCGCUGCGAGGUCAGCUAAGUGCGAACUCCCAACUCCCCUACCACCCGGUGGCGCCGCCGCCGCCGCCACCAACCUCUCGCCGCCUCCUGCAGCCCAGCGCUCUUCCCACAACAAAUUAACAAGGCGCCGGCCUUGCUCGUCGCGAACUCGGCAAGUUGGUCUGGACAGCGAGCGAGCUGUAUGGGAGUCGAAGCGAGCCCGGAACCGGAAGAUAGUCUCGCGGCGAGGAGGAGGCGGAGGAGCAAUGACCUGGGCGCGGACGCAGCUGUCCACGCGGCUGAUGAACGUCUGCCUCGCGGCGCUCUGCCGCGGCGGCGGCAUCGCCCGGGCAGAGUCCGUCCUCGUGGACGCCAUCCGCCUCGGCAUGCCCCCCGACGUCGUCACCUACAACACCCUCCUCGCCGCGCACUGCCGCGCCUCGGGCCUCGACGCGGGGUUCGCCGUCCUCCACCGGAUGCGGGAGGCCGGGGUGAGCCCCGACGCCAUCACCUACAACUCCCUCAUCGCCGGCGCCGCGCGGAGGGGGCUCACGAUGCGCGCCCUCGACCUGUUCGACGAAAUGCUGCAGGCGGGGGUCGCCCCCGACGCCUGGAGCUACAACGCGCUCAUGCACUGCCUGUUCCGGUCUGGCCACCCGGAGGAUGCCUACCGGGUGUUUGCCGAUAUGGCCGAGAAAGGCGUCGCACCGUGCGCCACCACCUACAACACACUCCUGGACGGGCUCUUCAGGUUUGGUCAUGCGACGAACGCGUACAGGAUGUUCAGGUACCUGCAGAGGACGGGGCUCCCGGUGGGCAUCGUGACUUACAACACUAUGAUCAAUGGGCUGUGCAAGUCAGGCAAGGUGGGGUACGCCCGCAUGGUUCUAAGGGAGCUUGGGAGGACCGAGCAUGCCCCGAACGUCGUCACUUACACCACGGUCAUGAAGUGCUGCUUUAAGUAUGGCAGGUUUGAUCAGGGGCUGGAGACCUUCUUGUCGUUGCUGGAGGGAGGGUACAUUCCAGAUCUCUUCCCAUACUGCACGGUGAUUAGUGCGUUAGUCAAGAAGGGAAGGAUGGAAGAAGCAAACACCUACAGUGAGCUAAUGAUACGGAGUGGGUUCAGGCUUGACAGUGCAUGCUAUAAUACGCUGAUUUACCUGCGGUGCAAGGAAGGAAAGCUGGAUGACGCGUUUGAGCUGCUGAGUAUGAUGGAAGAGGGCGGUCUGGAGAGUGAUGAGUACACAUUCUCAAUUUUGGUUAAUGGUUUGUGCAAGAUGGGGCAUUUCGAGGCUGCACAUAAGCAGUUAUGUUACAUGGAGAUAAGGGACAUGGAAUCAAAUGUUAUUGCUUACAAUUGCUUGGUGGAUGCACUCUGCAAAUCUGAUGAGGUGGAUGCUGCCAUCAAAUUACUGCACAACAUGAAACUCAAGGAUGAUUUUACUUACACCUCACUAGUCCAUGGUCUAUGUAAGGUUGGUAGGUAUCAUAUGGCAUCCAAAUUCUUGCGGAUCUGCUUGCGUGAAGGGAACAGCAUUCUUGCAUCUGCAAAGCGUGCUGUCAUUGCUGGCCUUCGUAGUGCAGGUUUUCAGAAUGACGUGAGGAAAGUUCGGGCAGCAUUACGUAUGGCUAGGCUGUUAAAACCAUAAUCCAAGGAAAACAGUCUGCAACUUCAUUGGGUGGUCCUGCAGAAUCGAGAAGAUCAAUUGAGAAGACAAAUUGAAAUUCGGAGAUGAUCCUGCAUUAGAUGAAUGUCAAACAUCCAGUUCGUGUGGCAUAAACUGGAGGAUGGAAAGUAGGAUCAUGCUAUUGUUGACGGGUGUUACUGUUAUACAUCAGCUCUUGGAGAUACCAUAUUGGCUGGCAAUGUUGCAGUAUGUAAUCAGCAUUGUCACCCUUAGAACCAAGCGUCAUUUGAAAUUAUACAGCAGGAGAAGAUGCAACAUGUGACCACUAGAGUGGUCAUGAUGCCAGCACAGUAUACGCAGGAAGUGAUCUCUGCCUGGUCCACGCAUCACCUUGGAUGUGAAUAUUAUUUGGAUGGCGCUGAUAAAAUCCAUGUGAUCAUUAGCAUCCCAAAGUUUCAAUAGAGGUGAUCGGUGUGAUGAUUUGAUCAGGAUCCUGUUGCACCAGACAUGAUGCGCACACUGCAGUAUAAGAUCACAAAAUGCAAAUAUUGGUACUUAGUACACAACAGUCGGUUUGUUCAUCUUUUUUGCUUCUUUGUUUAAUUCUUGUGAAGUGGCAGAAAAAUAAUCUUUUUUGGGAAACAUCAUGUAACAGCAUUAACCCGUUGGAAGAAAAUAUGUAUGCCAAUGAAAGAAACAUUAACAACA
Molecule: messenger RNA, 2368 nt
Organism: Hordeum vulgare subsp. vulgare (domesticated barley)
Lineage: Eukaryota; Viridiplantae; Streptophyta; Magnoliopsida; Poales; Poaceae
Product: putative pentatricopeptide repeat-containing protein At4g17915
Exons: 2
Coding region: 299-1681 (460 amino acids)
Molecular function (GO): protein binding
Source: RefSeq, a predicted model, not a curated record